CUACAUUAGCUAAUGUCAGCUAGCUUUGCCCUGCUGGAAACCUCGCCCAGUCCAGCUACGCAGCGUAUGUUUACGCAAAUAUGUGUGCAUACAAGCUAGCUGUUGGACACGACAAGAUAACUGUUUGCUUGCGUAGGGGAAUUCCUUUCAUUGAAGCCACCCAAUCACCCAAACCUGAUCCACACGUAACUACGCAGUUUUUUGUUUUUUGUUUGGCGAAUAAGUCCUUGCCAGUGCCGCAGUUGGCGAUUGCAGUGCUUUCGUGGGGCAGUUGGCAGCUUUGACAGAUUUUGAUUUGAGUAUGAAUGGGCAGCUGGACCUAAGUGGGAAGCUGAUCAUCAAAGCUCAGCUGGGUGAUGACAUCAGGCGGAUCCCCAUCCAUAAUGAGGACAUCACCUACGACGAGCUGCUCCUGAUGAUGCAGCGCGUCUUCCGGGGGCAGCUGCAGAGCAACGACGAGGUCACCAUCAAGUACAAGGACGAAGAUGAUGAUCUCAUCACCAUAUUCGACAGUUCCGAUCUCUCCUUUGCAAUCCAGUGCAGCAGAAUACUCAAACUCACUCUGUUUGUGAAUGGGCAGCCAAGGCCACUGGACUCCUGUCAGGUGAAGUACCUGCGCAAGGAGCUGAUUGGCCUGAGGAAUAAAGUCAACAGCUUAUUGGACAGCCUGGAACCGCCCACAGAACCUCCUGCAGAGAUACCCGUCCCCGAGAGGGUGUGUGUAGGUGAUAAGGUGUGUGUGGAGCCAGUGAAAGCCCCAGUGAGUGCUGCAAGCAUGUCUGCGUUCGACCCACUCAAGAACCAGGACGAGGUCAGCAAGAACGUCAUCUCCGCCUUUGGCCUGUCUGAGGAACCCAGCGCAGUUCCUGCUGCUGUAGCUGCUCAAGCAGAGGAACGUUCUGGAACUCCUGACAGCAUCAACUCCGCCUCCUCUGCCCCCCCACCAGCUGUGGCCCCCCAGGCCCCCGCCGCCUACGCACAGCAAGCAGUGGACGGUCAGAUGUAUCAGCAGUACCAGGCCCCAGGUGGAUAUCCCCCCCAACAGCCUGCAGCCCCACAGCAGCAGCAGCCACAACAGCAGUAUGGCAUGCAGUACCCUGCAGGUUACACCCCCCAGCAGCAGCCUGGAGCGCCUCAGCAGCCCCAGCAGCAGCAGUUCCAGAACUUUCCGCCGCAGGCCCCCACCUCCCAGGCCCCCGCCUCGGGCUUCAGCACUGGCCAAUCACAGCCUCCCCCUCCCCAGGGGGCUGCCCAGUACCCCCCAGGGGCCUUCCCCCCUCAGAACUACACUUCCCAGGGUGCACCUCAGCAGCAGCAGCAGCCAGCCAAUUACAGCCUGCCCCCCACCUCUCAACCCGCCCCCGGCUACCAGCCCCGCCCCACCUACACCCCCCCACCUGGUGCCACGGUAACCCCCCCUCCCGGAGGCUCCAACCCCUAUGCCCGAAACCGCCCUCCUUACGGAGCAGGCUACACCCAGCCCGGCCCUGGAUACCGAUAAACCCUUCCUCCCCCAGACACACACACACACACACACACACAUACACACACACACACACAUAUACACACACACACACACACACACACACAUACACAUACACACACACACACACACACAUACACACACACACACACACACAUACAUACACACACACACACAAACACACAAACACAACACACACAACACACACACUCCGAUGACCUGAUGUUGUCAGAAGUGGUCAUGUGAGCACCCCACCCCAACCAGCCUUCAUAUCUGGCCUCCCUACACACACACACAAGCACCCCCCAUUUAUUUCAUUUUAGUUUUUGUGUGUGUGUGUAUGUGUGAUUGCACAUAUGAGAGACCAAACAGAAUAGGAUUUACGUGUGUGUGUGUGUGUGUGUGUGUGUGCGUGCUCACUUGUAAGGUGCAAGCUGGGAGUUUAAUGAGAGUAAAAGUGUGUUUGUGUAAAUGUGUGUGUGUGUUUCUGUUUUGUCUUCUGUCCGUCCAUGUUAGUGUGUAUUUUUGUGUGUUUGUGUGUUGAGUGUUUUAUCGCUUGUCACCCUGACCCUGUCCUAACGCACCCUAAAUUGUAACAGUUAAAACACUAGAGAAUGAUCAGUGCUCAGGCAUAGUCCUGCCUUUUGAAGGAGUCUCCCUCUCUCUCUCUCUCUCUUUCUCUCUCUCUCUCAGUUGUUUAUAUCACUCUUUUAUCUCUUCUCCCCUCUUUGUGUAUGUUCAUCCUUCGCUCCCAGUCUUUUCUAACGGCUGCAGGUGUGUCUGCAGUUGCUGUAGGACUUUCUGUUUAAACUGUAACUCUUCUUUUUUUUUUUUUCUCAAACUAAAUAAAGGCUUUCAAAUGGAA
Alosa sapidissima (American shad) is the source of this 2348-nucleotide messenger RNA. It is a transcript of the gene tfg, whose product is annotated as trafficking from ER to golgi regulator. The coding region runs from base 302 to 1501 and encodes 399 amino acids. The transcript has 8 exons. Lineage: Eukaryota; Metazoa; Chordata; Actinopteri; Clupeiformes; Clupeidae. Gene Ontology annotation, biological process: COPII vesicle coat assembly; endoplasmic reticulum to Golgi vesicle-mediated transport. Gene Ontology annotation, cellular component: endoplasmic reticulum exit site. Gene Ontology annotation, molecular function: identical protein binding. The record is from RefSeq and is a predicted model, not a curated record.